AUGCUGCAAUACAAAGGAAAACACGGUGAAUCGGAGGCGGUGCACCGGCGCGUACUCGAGGGGAGCGAGAAGAUUCUUGGACCGGACCACCCUGACACCCUAACAAGUGUCAAUAAUCUGGCUACUGUGCUGAAAACCCAGGGAAAGUACGAUGAAUCAGAGGUGAUGCAUCGGCAUGCACUAGAGGGUCGCGAGAAGAUUCUUGGACCUGACCAUCCCAAGACUCAAUUAAGUGCCAACAACUUGGCUCGUCUG
Messenger RNA from Tuber aestivum (summer truffle), 255 nucleotides. Lineage: Eukaryota; Fungi; Ascomycota; Pezizomycetes; Pezizales; Tuberaceae. The record is from the annotation of a GenBank genome assembly.